GCAUCUUUGGGCGGAGCCGCUGUUUUGCGGGUCGCUCGGGCUGAAGAUGGCGGCUGAGGGCGGGGGGAAGGAGCUGAAUGAGAUCAAGUCGCAGUUCCGCACCCGGGAAGGAGCCUACAAGCUGCUGAGCCUGUCCGAGUACAGCCGCCCCAACCGGGUGCCGCUCAGCGCCGCGCAGGGCACCAACCCCGUGCGGGUCUCCAUGGUCAACGUGCGCGACCAGAGCGGCAGCGGCGACCGCAUCUGCUUCAACGUGGGCCGGGAGCUCUACCUCUACUUGUACCGGGGGCCCAGGAAGGCGGCCGACCUAAGCAAACCUAUCGACAAGCGAAUCUACAAGGGGACGCAGCCCACCUGUCACGAUUUCAACCAGUUCACUGCCUCACCCGACAGCGUCUCACUCGUAGUCGGCUUCUCUGCGGGUCAAGUGCAGUACCUGGAUCCCAUCAAGAAGGAAACCAGCAAACUCUUCAACGAAGAGAGGUUCAUCGACAAGACCAAGGUGACCUGUCUGAAGUGGAUGCCUGAGUCCGAGACCCUCUUCCUGGUUGCCCACACCAGCGGCAACCUCUACCUCUACAACGUGGACCACCCGUGCGGGACCACCGCCCCCCACUACCAGCCGCUGAAGCAGGGGCCCGGCUUUUCCGUCUACACCUGCAAGAGCAAGUCCAGCCGCAACCCGCUGCUGAAGUGGUCAGUGGGCGAGGGGGCGUUGCACGAGUUUGCCUUCGCUCCGGAUGGGAAGCACGUGGCGUGCGCCAGCCAGGACGGCAGCCUGCGGGUCUUCCACUUUGAUUCCAUGGAGCUGUACGGCGUCAUGAAGAGCUACUUUGGCGGCUUGCUGUGCGUGUGCUGGAGCCCGGACGGGAGGUACAUCGUGACGGGCGGCGAGGACGACCUGGUGACCGUCUGGUCUUUCUGGGACUGCCGGGUGAUCGCCAGAGGCCACGGUCACAAGUCCUGGGUCAGCGUGGUGGCAUUUGACCCGUACACGAGCAGCGUGGACGAAGGGGAGCCGCCCGAGUUUAGCGGCAGUGAUGAGGAAUUACAGGAACACGCUCUCCCCCUUGCCCGCGAUCGCACCAACAGCACUUUAUCCCGACUCUCCAAGCACAACUCCACAGAGGGGCGGGCUGCCGGAGUCACCUAUCGCUUUGGCUCCGUGGGGCAGGACACCCAGUUUUGCCUGUGGGAUUUGACGGAGGACAUCCUCUUCCCCCACCAGUCCCUCUCGCGGGCUCGGACGCACACCAACGUGGUGAGCACCGCGGUGCCGGGCUCGCUGAGCGGCGGCAGCCUGGCGCUGGAGGCCGGCACCGCCAACUGCGUGCCCCACUCGCUCUCCCGCUCCAACAGCCUGCCCCACCCGGCGGUGGCCAACGCCAAGGGCCACGCGGACGGCCCCGCGCCCUUCUCCGUCAGCAAGUUCGCCACCCUGGCCUAUCACGAGCGCAAGGCCAAGGGCGCGGAGAAGGACCACAAGCGCAACCACAGCAUCGGGCACGUCAUCAGCAAGAGCAACGACAAGCUCCACAUGGUGACCCGCGCCAAAGCCGACGCGGCAAAGACCCUGGGCACCACGCUGUGCCCGCGCAUGGACGAGGUGCCCUUGCUGGAGCCUCUGGUCUGUAAAAAGAUCGCACACGAGAGGCUAACGGUGUUGAUAUUUCUGGAGGACUGCAUAGUCACUGCCUGCCAGGAAGGCUUCAUAUGCACUUGGGCGCGGCCAGGUAAAGUGGGUUUACUGUCGGCACAGAAUCAAGCUAAUUCACCGAGUGGCACUGUGGUGUAGUUGGGAGUCUUCAGCGGACAUACAUUCAGUUGCGCGCUGCCAGAGCUCUACAAGUAUCCAGGCAUCUGCCUGUUGAACAUCAGAGCUGCUGCUGCCUCAGUGGUCCCAGUUCUUGGAUGCCCAAGCUGACCAGUCGUGAGCCGAAAUGGACUCCUUUAUUUAUUAAUAAAUGUUCAACACUAAAUCCUACCGUGGAUUUGAACCUCAAAUCACAUCUAAUUUAUGAAACUGUACAGUUAAAAUGUAACCCAGAGAGCAAAAUCAGGAGCUUUAUCAGUGUCUUAUUACAGAUAGAUUAUUAUAUAUUGUGCACAUAGACAAUGAUUCAAGAAAAACUAACUAAGAGGCAAUCUGUGUAAUUCUCCCUCCAAUCUCGAGCAUGACCACAGACAAAUGCUUAUCCCACGAGUGUGAGGAAUAGGAUAUGAUACAGGUUUGUGUCUGAUCUGGUGCAGAAACACGUGAGCAAUAGAAGGCUAGGCAGAGCGAUCUGCUUUUGCCACUGUUAGUGGAAUGAGCAAUGUACAGUUGAUGGUCACUUUUUAAAAUUUGCACUUGACCGAAUUCUGCAGGAGUGAAUUGUGAAGAAGUACACUUGGUGCCAUUACCUCUGGCUAUAAAUAUUGUACAUGUGAUGAUUUGCAAGAGAUAACAAAUGACUGGUUUCACCUUUAUUAAAAUAUUUAAAGUAUGUUUCUAAUACA
Molecule: messenger RNA, 2499 nt
Organism: Amblyraja radiata (thorny skate)
Lineage: Eukaryota; Metazoa; Chordata; Chondrichthyes; Rajiformes; Rajidae
Product: WD repeat-containing protein 20-like
Exons: 4
Coding region: 47-1795 (582 amino acids)
Molecular function (GO): protein binding
Source: RefSeq, a predicted model, not a curated record